AUGAGCCAGCAACAACACGAUAUGUAUCUCGACUACUCAGCCCCCGCCAAUCGCUCCCCGAGCUCGUCGAGGGGAUAUGCGGGUGGCUUUCAAUCUGGCCUCUCGCUCCCCCGUCAGGCCCAGCGUCCUUACGACAACGGCUUGGGCUCCUCUGCCUUGUUCCCUUCCGAUCGUCUUGGCUACAACCCCAGAGCCAUGGACCAAAUGUCUGCUAAUGGAAUGCCCGGAGGAUACAUGUUGGACAACAGCCAGGCCUGGAACUACAACGCUGGCGGUGUUGCGACCGUCAACGGCGCUAUGAACGGCGCCAAUAGACAAAGGAGCGUCAACCGCCGAGCUGCUCUGCCCACGAACUGGACCGACCAAGGCCUCGGCAUGCACAGCUCAUAUGGAUCCGGCCUCAACAACGGAAUGUCGAACGGUCUUCGCUACGACGGACAAGGCGACAUGCGACCCAGCUCGCAGACCGAAGAGCAGCUCAUUCCCACCGCCAUUGUCAUCAAGAACAUUCCCUUCGCCGUGCGCAAGGAGACUCUCGCCGCUGUCAUGCUGGAAAUGCACCUCCCUCAGCCAUAUGCCUUCAACUACCACUUCGAUAACGGCGUCUUCCGCGGCCUGGCCUUUGCCAACUUCCAGUCUCCCGAAGAUACCAAGAUUGUCAUUGACGCCAUGAACGGCAUGGAGGUCCACGGCCGCAAGCUGAGGGUCGAAUACAAGAAGAUGCUGCCGGAAGCCGAGCGGGAGCGUAUCGAGCGCGAGAAGAGGGAGAGGCGCGGUCAGCUCGAGGAGCAGCACCGCGCCCCGAUGCUGCACCAGCAGCCUUCGCUUCAGACCCUGAACAGCGUCUCUAGCAACCCUCCUCGUGGCCCUCUUGAAGGAGAUAUUGACCUGAAUGACCCGGAGACUCUCGAGUUCUACACCGAGCUCACCCUUUUCAAGCGUGAUACCUCGCGCGAGAUUCUCAUCUUCCCCUCCACUGUUGCGCCUGAGCAGCGCCGUCGUAUUCACAUCUUGGCCCACCACAUGGGUCUGGAGCACAAUUCCGUCGGGGAGGCGGAGUCGCGCCAGAUCCACGUUGUCAAGCGCCAGCUUCCAUCGCCCACGGCUCAGAUCCACUCUCCCGCUGUCGGAUUGGACUACCACAAGAAGGGCCUCAGCAGAGCGGCGACUUUCGACUUUACAGCUGACAGAGAGGCUCGUAGUGCCAGCACCAACUACUCUCACGCCAUCGGCCGCCAGGGUCCGACUUUGGAGCUUCCUGGAAGCCCUGACGGAAACGGUCUUGCCAACCUGCGUGCCGCCAAGAGCUUUGCCGACCUACGUUCCUUUAGCCCCAGUCCGUCCGCGUCCUCUUCGAGCUACCUGACGGCGAUGAACGGCAUCGGCAACAUCCCGCAGUCUGGCAACUCCAACCCCCGCUUCGGCGAUUACAAUGGAGGCGUGAAUCAGACAGGUCAGCUUGCUACGCCCAACCUGACCCCCACCUCUGGCACGGUCGGCACUCCUGGGACCGACAGCAGCCUGCUCAGCUCUCUCGGUGGCCUCAACCUCGGAUCGUACGAGUCGGCGGCCCAUUCUCAGGCGCGCAGCACACCCGGCGCGAUUGGAAGCCAGCGCCCCGGUGCGAACAGUGGCAACCGCAACGCUCCCGAGAGGCAGCCUCGUGGUCCCGAGUGGGAGACGUCUGCCGGCUUCAGCGGCCGCAACCGUUCCAAUGGCCACAUGCAGCGCGGAAGCGACUCUUCCGACAAUGCCCCUCGUGCAGGAAGCGCCGGCGCAUCUCGAUUCCACUAG
Molecule: messenger RNA, 1794 nt
Organism: Colletotrichum destructivum
Lineage: Eukaryota; Fungi; Ascomycota; Sordariomycetes; Glomerellales; Glomerellaceae
Product: Putative RNA recognition motif domain, R3H domain, RNA-binding domain superfamily
Exons: 4
Coding region: 1-1794 (597 amino acids)
Cellular component (GO): cytoplasm; ribonucleoprotein complex; nucleus
Molecular function (GO): mRNA binding
Source: RefSeq, a predicted model, not a curated record